This is a messenger RNA of Caenorhabditis elegans, 1158 nucleotides long. It is a transcript of the gene F52E4.5, whose product is annotated as Fucose-specific lectin. The transcript is spliced from 5 exons. Bases 15 to 1004 code for a protein of 329 amino acids. Lineage: Eukaryota; Metazoa; Nematoda; Chromadorea; Rhabditida; Rhabditidae. The record is from RefSeq and is marked reviewed.
GUUUUCAGUUGAUCAUGUCUGAGAAAAUUGCUGAAGGUUUUGGAAACAACGGAGAGCUAUGCGAAUAUCACUAUUCGUUCGUUCAAGACGGAAAGUUGACUUUGGUGGGGCGCAAAUACGUCGCUCAACCAAAUCACAACUGGGGACAUCGCGUGGCUUUUGCAGGAACUUACGUUCUGACUUUUGAUAAGGAAUCCAACAAAUGGGAGAGACAUGAUUUCCCGGAGCUCGUAAGCGAAGAAAACUCGGAAGAAGUGUUGUUUGUUCGUGACAAUCAGCUUUAUCUUCUCGCUUUUGUCAAUUUUGGAGCAAUUGGAUUCCAAAAGUUGUUCAGAUGGGAUAGUAAUUCUUUCAAUGAGGUUUUGUUAAAUGCCCCAGAAACCAAAACCCUCACUGAGACUCAAAGAUUUGAAGUUAUCGCUGCUGCUGGAACUUCUUCAAAUGGUGAAACUAUUCUUCUUCUCAAAGACGACAAUUGUCACAUUCAAAUCUAUUCUCUCACUGUCAAUGGAGCUUCUUCUACUGUCGAAAACAUCUCGCAAAUUCACUCUGAUGACAACCAUUUGAGAGGAUCUCCAGUAAUUGCUGAGACUGUCAAUGACAAAGUGCUCAUUAGCUACGCUGUUCAUGGAUGUGGAUUCAAUUGGGAGAAAACUCGUUUCUUCGUUUUUGACUUGAAAUCAAAAACAGCUCGUCAUGUUGAUAUUGAAGGAGAGUACAGUUCUCUUCCCCAAUACGGUUUCGUUGGUCCAAACUGCUCAUUUGUUGACAAGAAGACCAAUUCUUUCAUUGUCGCUGGUGGCCGUGUUCAAAAAGGAAUGACGGGAAGCGCUUUCUACGGAGCCGUUUGGGCUCUCAAAGGAAACAUUUUUGACGAUAAGUCUACUUUGGAGUGGGUCCAACUUCCUCAAACUGUCGAAGAGGGAGAGCAUAUUUUUGACGGUUCAACUCUUUACACUGUUAACAAAGCUGCAGUAUCAAAAGUUCAACUUGAUUCGAUCUAAAUUGUUUAAUGUUUUAAUGUAUUUAAAAUUAUAUUUUAACCUACUGUGAUUUAUGGGAAUCUCUGAAAUAAUUUCUGCCAGUAAUAAAAUUGAAAUAAUUGGAUUGGGAGUAAGUUUUAUGUUUGACAAUUGAAUAAAUAUUCAGUACAGUUAU